AUGCCUCUCGAACGCGGGAACGAACAGUCCGCAGCAAAGCCUUCCGACGACGUCGCCGCCGACCAACCUGCAUCGUCAAAAGAGAGUCAACCUGAAGUUUUGUCAGAAGAGCCGCCCGCUGAAUUAAAAGAAGAGAGUAAAGAGAAUGAUGCCGCUGCCAAAGCUCGUCAGAGACAAGAAAGAUUCAAGGCCCUUCAAGCUCGUGCGAAAAAUGCAACCGAGCGUAAUUUGAAAGAGACUGCUGCCGAAACCCAACGUCUGGCCACUGAUCCUACACUACUUUCUUCGUUGUCGCGCAAACAUGCAUUUGCAUCACAUAAUCUCCUCAAGGCUGAUACGGAGGCGUCUGGGGAAGAUUUCGAGCGCAAGAGAGCAUGGGACUGGACUGUUGACGAAUCUGAGAAGUGGGAUAAGCGGAUGGAAAAGAAACAGCGCCAUCGUGAUAAUGUUGCUUUCCAGGAUUACACACAGGAUGCGCGCAAGGUGUACAAAAGGCAGCUGCGCGAAAUGCAGCCUGACCUUGAAGCUUAUGAGAGGGACAAAAUGACCGCGAUUGAAAAAGCAGCUGCAAAUGGCGACCUGGAGAUUGUCGAAACCAAUGAUGGUGAAAUGAUUGCAGUCGACAAAAAUGGGACCUUCUAUUCGACAGCAGAUACAGUCGGAUUUACGGACAAUAAGCCUGAUCGAUCUGGUGUUGACAAACUGGUAGCAGAUCUCAGGAAGGCCGAGGAGGUACGAUUGAAAAAGCGCAAGGAGCGUCGCGGUGAAGAAGAAGCCGAUGUCACAUACAUCAACGAGAAGAACAAGCAGUUCAACCAGAAGUUGGCUCGCUUCUACAAUAAGACAUUACCCAUGAAAGGUCAACCUGCACAGACUCCUGCGGACGCGUGUUACUUGGCAGCUGAGCAUCAACUUGAUGUGACAAAUCUGGCCAAAUGCUUCGCUCCUAUUUCCGCUGAGGCUGCAUCAAAGCAUGCUCUUUCUCCAAAAUCUGGUUGCCAGAUUCUCUAUUUGCUUUGUUCCCACUGCACCGCGAACGGAUUCGUCUUCCAAUGCCUCCACGACAGCAUCGGCCACAAGAUCCACCUGGAAUGGCUUAUCUACCAUAGCACCAAGAAACCGAAGCUUGUUGCCAAUGAGCGCAUUGAAUUGAGAGGCAACAAACCCACCCAAUGCGAUCGGCAGCGUGAAUUUCCUGCUCGAAUCAUACAUAAACGGUGGUCGGAUGAAGACGCUUCGCAGGUCCGGUAG
Molecule: messenger RNA, 1251 nt
Organism: Aspergillus clavatus NRRL 1
Lineage: Eukaryota; Fungi; Ascomycota; Eurotiomycetes; Eurotiales; Aspergillaceae
Product: pre-mRNA-splicing factor SYF2
Exons: 3
Coding region: 1-1251 (416 amino acids)
Cellular component (GO): post-mRNA release spliceosomal complex; Prp19 complex; catalytic step 2 spliceosome
Source: RefSeq, a predicted model, not a curated record